Messenger RNA from Coffea arabica (coffee), 1817 nucleotides. Lineage: Eukaryota; Viridiplantae; Streptophyta; Magnoliopsida; Gentianales; Rubiaceae. The record is from RefSeq and is a predicted model, not a curated record.
UAAGAAAAGCACCCUAUCAAAGAUCAUCCAUCCCACUCUAAGAAAAGCAAAAGGAACCAAAAAAAGAGGGGAAAAAAAAAAAAAGGCAAAAAACGGGGGAAAGAAAAAGAAACACGCACAAAAACGAAGGGAGGAGUCUGCGCUUGCUCACUGACUCCUGGUUCCGACUGAAAUGAUGAUGAUGAUGAUGAGGAUGAUCCACAAUCCUAGCUGCCCUUUUCGAUGAAAUGGAACAAAAUGAAUGCCACCACCAUCGCCAUUUUCAACUUCUCCAACAACCCACUCUUCUCCUUCUCCCCCUUCUUCUUGUUGAGUAAUCACCACUCUUUCCUAAAUCAAACGUUGUCGUUUGGUUUACCCACCGCACCCUUUCCUUUUCAACGACCAUGAUCAGCUCCCUUAAACCCCUCCUUGGAUCUCAGCCGCAGAUCCACCACCGUCUUAGCUCUCUCUCUCCUCCCGCUCUCUCUUCUUCUCUCUCUCAUGGACCCUGCUACCUCUCGCCCUGCUGUCGUCAUCGACAACGGCACCGGGUAUACUAAAAUGGGCUUUGCUGGAAAUGUAGAGCCGUGUUUCAUAGUGCCAACAGUAGUAGCAGUGAAUGAUUCGUUUGUGAACCAGUCUCGGGCGGCUUCCACAAAGAGCAAUAAUUGGUUAGCCCAGUAUAGCGCUGGGGUGAUGGCGGAUCUGGAUUUUUGUAUAGGGGAAGAAGCGCUAUCCAGAUCUAAAUCUAAUACUACUUAUAACCUUAGUUAUCCAAUUAAGCGCGGCCAAGUUGAUAAUUGGGAUGCAAUGGAAAGGUUUUGGCAACAGUGUAUAUUCAAUUACCUAAGAUGCGAUCCUGAAGAUCAUUACUUUUUGUUGACUGAAAGUCCAUUGACUGCGCCUGAGAGCCGGGAAUAUACUGGUGAGAUUAUGUUUGAAACGUUCAACGUUCCGGGGCUUUACAUUGCGGUGCAGCCGGUGCUGGCUUUAGCUGCAGGGUACACCACAUCCAAGUGUGAGAUGACUGGUGUUGUAGUGGAUGUUGGCGAUGGGGCUACUCAUGUUGUUCCUGUUGCUGAGGGUUAUGUGAUUGGGAGCAGCAUUAAGUCAAUUCCCGUCUCAGGGAGAGAUGUCACUCUCUUCAUUCAACAGCUCAUGCGGGAAAGAGGAGAGCAUGUUCCUCCAGAGGAUUCCUUUGAAGUAGCGCGAAAAGUGAAGGAAGCAUAUUGUUAUACUUGUUCAGAUAUUGUCAAGGAGUAUAAUAAACAUGACAAGGAGCCAGCAAAGUACAUCAAACAGUGGAGAGGUAUCAAACCAAAGACUGGGGCACCUUACUCAUGCGACAUUGGUUAUGAAAGAUUUCUUGGCCCUGAGGUCUUCUUUAACCCUGAGAUUUACAGUAGUGAUUUUACAACCCCUUUGCCGGAUGUCAUUGACAAAUGUAUCCAGUCUGCUCCAAUAGACACAAGGAGGGCUUUGUACAAGAACAUUGUUUUGUCUGGAGGAUCAACCAUGUUCAAGGACUUCAAUCGAAGGUUGCAACGAGAUCUAAAGAAAAUUGUUGAUGCUCGUCUGCUCUCAUCAGAUGCUCGCCUAGGUGGAGAAGUCAGAGCACAACCAGUGGAAGUCAAUGUUGUCAGCCAUCCAAUCCAGAGAUAUGCCGUUUGGUUUGGAGGCUCUGUACUUGCCUCUACCCCUGAAUUUUUUGCAGCUUGUCAUACAAAGGCUGAGUAUGAAGAGUGUGGGGCAAGCAUAUGCAGAACGAAUCCUGUUUUCAAGGGGAUGUAUUGAUAUGAACACCAUCGGUCCAAUUAUGUUGAUGGCAUUUCCUG